GACCCGGAAGAUACGCACACCGGACGGGGGGCGGCAGUAAACAUGGCAGACGCAGACGCUUCAGCGGAUGCUGGAAAUAAACAAAGUGUUUAUCACGAGCUGCUCAGUCCGUCAGAGCUGUUUGAGGCUCGCUCCCGCAGCCAUAAGAUCCCAGUGCGUGGCCAGAAAGAGUUCCUGCCCAGCGGCUCCGAGCAGCAGAGCCAACGACUGCAGCACAGCCUGGAGGAGCACUGGACACUGCUGGCUGAGGAGAGAGUCGAGAGACUAGGGAAUCUGGUGAAUGCAGUAUGGAGUCCUGAAGAAAAACUGGUGGAGUUGCAGUCACCGGCUGGGAAGUUUUGGCAGACGAUGGGUUUUUCAGAAAGAGGCAAGCAGUAUCUGCAACCCGAAGAGGCGCUCUACCUCAUGGAAUGUGGCAAUGUGCAGGUGUUUUACCGGGACCUUCCUCUGUCCAUUCAGGACGGAUAUGAGCGGUUUCUGUCCUCUGACACUGUGACUCUUCAUCAGUAUCAGGUUUUUGGACAUUUGAAAAGGCUUGGGUAUGUUGUGAACAGAUUUGAUCCCAGUCAUCUAUCACACAGUUCAGUCUCAUCCACAUAUGAGAGACAGCUGAAUCUGCCAGCAUCGGACAAACAGAAGAAACAGCUGAAGAGGAAACGCUCUCAAAGUCCUGUGUCCAGUGAUAAACACGGCAUAUCAACAGAGGAGAAGACGACAUCUGAAGCUCACAAUGAGCUAGCGGAGACCAGUAAACUACCAGCAGAUCUGCAGGAGCCGGUACAUUUAGCUGACGCACCUGAGAGGACAUGGUGGAUGGAGGAGGACGUCCAGCAAAAACACCCAAAAACCCAAACUGCAGCUCCCCGUUGGGACUUCAGCAGCAUUAGUUUCCCAGAUCUGGGCUCCCGCAGGAGAUCUGAGCGUUUGGCGUCUCCACACCGCAGCCUGCUGCCGGAAAAUGUAGAUGUGGGUGAAUGUGACGUGUCCCGCUGGCUGGGCAGACUCAACAUGAAGCAGGAGAAGCUGUCGCGGCGGGACAUGGAGCGACAGAGGGAGCGGGACAGAUACCGCAGGGAUGUUAACAGUGACCGGGAGGUGCGGCGCUGCAGGAACUGGGCAGAAUAUUCAGAGCUGAUGGAGGAACGGAGGAGGCGGAGGAGAAAACACAGACCUGAACACCUGUGGGAGAGAGAGGAGACGCCGCUCACUCAGCCCGGACAGUGCACAUCACACCGUGAACUGCUGGACCAGAUCGGCAUCAUCAAGUCCUCUACUUUCUCUGAGGGUCUUUCCAGAUUGUCCCCGUCAGACCAGUGGAAGAUUAGUUUCGAUGUUUACCAACCAGACACGGUGGCGGAGUUUAAAAAGAGCCACCCUGGAAAGCCUUACACACGCAUGUGUGUCUGCAGUUUUGCGGGCCCUGUGCCGGAUCUGCAUGCUGUGAAGCAGCUCUCCUUCCAGAGCCAGGACGUCCCGGUGACAUUCGCAGUGGUGGAUCACGGUGACAUCUCCUUUUACUGCUUCAAAGACUUUAAACUUCCAACUGAUGUGUAUUAAAGCUGCAUUUAUCAAACUACAACUCGACUCAGUACAGCACCUGUGCAUCUCAGGGGGAUUAUGGACGGAGAGUUUACCCUAAAAUAACCGUUUCUAUCAUCGUUUAGUGACUCUUAUUGGAUUAAAAAAGUCUUAAUUCAAGAAGCUAAGCUUAGAUAAGCACAAAAUAUUGUGUUGUUUACAGAAAUAAUGAGUCAAAAUUAAGUGUUUUACCUUAAAACAAGUCAAAUAAUCUGCUAAUGAGAGAAGAGAAAUCAUUUUUGAGAUUGUUUCCCCAAUUGGUGGAUUAUUUUCGCUUCUUUUAUGGAAAAACUCAGUUAAAUUUGACUCAUUAUUUCUGAAAACACCACAAUAUUUUGUGCUUUUCUAGAAAAAGCUUCUUGAUUUAGGAGUUUUUAGAUAUUUGGACUAGAAAUGAGACAAAAAAUUGAGCAGGAAAGUCUUCUUGGUUGAUGGAAGUCAGCGGUCACAUUUGUCUAAAACUGAACUGAAAACAGCACCUGUGCAUCUCAGGGCGAUUACGGAUGGAGAGUUCACCCUAAGAUAACAGCUCUGUCAUUGACUCUUAUUGGAUUGUGAAUUAAUAAAGUCUUAAAUCAAGAAGCUUUUUCUGGAUAAGCACAAAAUAUUGUCUGUUUACUGAAAUAAUGAGUUAAAAUUAAGUGAGUUUUUCCUUAAAACAAGUCAAAU
Messenger RNA from Danio rerio (zebrafish), 2247 nucleotides. Lineage: Eukaryota; Metazoa; Chordata; Actinopteri; Cypriniformes; Danionidae. The record is from RefSeq and is a predicted model, not a curated record.